AUGUCGUCCAAGCUGCGUUUCCCGCUGCCAAAAAACUACUUCGGUCACAUCGAGGUCACGGCUGCGCAGAAGCUUGAGUAUCGCGAUGUGGUGCAGCGCAGACUCAACGAGCUGCUGGACGACGAGCAGCACUACAAUGAGCGCAAAGCCAAUAAAUUGCCGUGCCUGCCACCCGCAGACUGGAAGUACGUGCGGUCGCUCGAGGAUAUAAAAAUCUACAGACGUAGACGGCGAGGACGGUCACUUGAGGAAAUCGCAAAGCACGAGGACAUCCCCGAGGCCAGACAAGCGGUAGCGAACGGCCAGCCAAGUAUCGUAGCGACGGGAAAUAUUGCCGGCACGGUAGAGAAUCUGCUCUACGGGUUAGCCGACACGAACUACGAGGAGAUGCGCACCACGACGUCCUUCCUGGAUGUCGACACGGAUUCCGCGGUUCUGCGCGUUUUCGAGUUGGCAACCGCGGACGACCCGCUGCAUUUCUUCGGCCUCAAGUGGCUCUACAGCUCGUCCGCUCCAUUUAUCGAGCCGCGGGAUGUCUGCUUUCUAGAAGCCAUGGGGGUGCAGAAAGACGCCAAUGACGAGAUGUACGGCUACCUGGUGCUGCACUCGGUUGAGUUGCCCGAAUGCCCGCCGUUGGAGGCGAACGUUGUGCGUGGCAGGCUAUUCUUCUCGUGUAUAUUCCGAGACGCCGCGCCCGGGGUCGUUGACGUGGUGCUGCGAGGCGUGUUCGACACUUGCGGAGAGCUACGGAGACUGUCGAUGCCGUACGCGUCUCUCAUGCCGUACGCCACCACCGCGUUCGUCGGAAGCCUUAGUAAAGCUGUGCGUUGUGCUGAAGCCAAAAAAAUGACGCUACUUGCACGCUACAAUGCUAUCUCCGGCAAGAAUCGCGAUGCGCUGAAUGUGGACGAGGAGAAUCCAAGUCACGGCUUGUGCUCCGUGUGUAUUAGGCGCGUUAGAACGGGCAUGUUCUCAUGUCUUCGACUCCGUUGGUGUCGGAUCUGUGGCAUCGCUGUCUACUUCAGUUGCUGCGUGAAAGGCAAGCGCGUGUUUCUAGGCAACUUAAGACCGCAUUCGGCUUGUGUUUGCUGUCCAAACUGCGCGCAGGAGGCGCGACAGAUGACGGGGAUGCGACCAAUCGAGCCCGACAUCAUGGAGCUGAGCGACGACGACAACACGGACAAGUAUCGCCUCACCUCGACCUCCGACGAUGCUGAAGGGAACUGGGGGCUCUUCGAGUCAAUGGCAAUGAAGGAAUCGUUUUCGGGUACGCGGAUCUCGGUGAGCGAACCGAAGGUGGCGUUUCCAUUGCCCACGGGAUAUUUCGCCGACGCUCAGGGAGUCCCUCAACCUGGUGCGUCAGCUAUUGCAAGCAGCUCUGUCGGAUGA
Phytophthora infestans T30-4 is the source of this 1389-nucleotide messenger RNA. RefSeq lists its product as uncharacterized. The record is from RefSeq and is a predicted model, not a curated record. NCBI's taxonomy places the organism in Eukaryota, Oomycota, Peronosporomycetes, Peronosporales, Peronosporaceae. The transcript is spliced from 4 exons. Bases 1 to 1389 code for a protein of 462 amino acids.